Messenger RNA from Leptinotarsa decemlineata (Colorado potato beetle), 701 nucleotides. RefSeq lists its product as uncharacterized. Gene Ontology annotation, molecular function: protein binding. The record is from RefSeq and is a predicted model, not a curated record. Gene Ontology annotation, biological process: signal transduction. NCBI's taxonomy places the organism in Eukaryota, Metazoa, Arthropoda, Insecta, Coleoptera, Chrysomelidae. Gene Ontology annotation, cellular component: cytoplasm.
AGUGGUCAAACUCCGCUGAACAUCGCCCAGAAACUAGGAUACAUCACUGUCAUCGAAACCCUUAAAGUUGUAACGACAGUGACAACAAUCACAACAACAACGACAACCAAUAUUGAAGAAAAAUACAAAGUGCAAGCACCGGAGCUGAUGCACGAGACCUUCAUGUCUGAUUCCGAAGAGGAAGGUGGUGAGGACACGGUCUUAGGCGACCAAACCUACAGAUACCUCACAGCAGAUGAAAUGAAAUCACUGGGUGACGAUUCCCUACCAAUAGAUGUCACCAGGGACGAAAGGAUAGACUCCAACAGGAUGGUUUCCAGUGGAGACAGUAACAUUCUUCCGCCUCAGCAUAUCGAGGAUAGCAUCAGUCCAGAACACGUCACUCAGAACUACGUCGAAUACAUUAAGAAAUACUCAUCGGAUAAUAUAGAUAUAGCACGACAUCCCAUUAAUAUAGGGAAGCUUCACUGGAAAAAUUUCCUAGUUUCCUUCUUAGUUGACGCUCGCGGUGGUGCAAUGCGUGGUUGUCGUCAUUCCGGGGUGAGAGUGAUAGUACCCCCCAGGUGCGCCCCUAGCCCCACCAGGAUAACGUGCAGAUAUGUGAGGCCUCAACGGACGCCUCAUCCGCCUCCCUUGAUGGAAGGGGAAGCACUGGCCAGCAGGGUGUUGGAGUUGGGACCAGUUGGAGCAAAGUUCCUCGG